CUGUUUUUUUGACUGGCCGGUAUUUCAUAUCUUGAUACACGAAGUUCCUUUUAAUGUCAUGUCAUUCUAUCUUUAGCCAAUGGUUUUGGCUUUAUUUACGAAGGUUUCUCUAAAAAUUUUAUUUACUUCUCACAUGAGUCACGUAAGCUGACCGAGAAAGCCGAAAUUCAUGACAUAGUGUACCUCGAAAUGAUCGAGUUGUGCACAAAAAAGAGAAUGUUAAUUGGUAUAACACUAUUAGGAGGAUUAACAAUACUGGUAUUAAUUGUUGAAAGCCAUUGGACAGAAAAUCCCAAUAAACUUUAUUUAGAAAAUUUUGAAAAUAAUACAAGAUGCAUUUCUGGAGAUGAAUAUGAAGUAACAUCAGAAUGUCAUCCAUGUUCUGCUUUUGAAAUAGCAAGUAAAAGCAUUGAUGUAUGUGUUUACGCCAGAUACAAGGAAGUUCUGAAAUGUAAAAGCGGAGAGGCUAUAACAAGAAGUUGUGACAGGGUAGCUUGGUUAGAGGAAAGAGCAUUUUGGAAGUUUGAGACAGUUAUGUUCCUUUUGGCAUUAACUUCCUGUAUCAGUGUUUAUUGGAGAGAAAAUGUCCUGAGGCAAAGGAUAAUAAGAAAAGUAGCCAGGCAAUUGAGGGCUAGUGCAUAGUAUAAUAAAUAACAUUUUUUAUUUCUUUUAUUUGUGCUUUUAUGAUAUAUCAGGAAGUUUAAAAAAAUGAAUGAAGUUUAUUUGGAAGUAUAUUCUUUGACAGAAUUAUGUCUAGUUCCAAUAGAAACAAUAAUAACAUUAUUUACUGUAAAAUA
Molecule: messenger RNA, 797 nt
Organism: Bombus huntii
Lineage: Eukaryota; Metazoa; Arthropoda; Insecta; Hymenoptera; Apidae
Gene: JTBR
Product: protein JTB
Exons: 3
Coding region: 190-642 (150 amino acids)
Biological process (GO): mitotic cytokinesis
Cellular component (GO): cytoplasm; midbody; spindle
Source: RefSeq, a predicted model, not a curated record